AUGGUCCCCGGUUGGAUGAAAGAUAGUGGGAGUAUGAAUGGCGGAUCCCUACAGUCAAAAUACGUCCCUGCUUGUAAGAACUCAUCAUCCACUACCGCAUUCUAUCUCUUAUCUGCUUUACAGGUCCUACGUACCUUCUCAAAGCCGUACAAGGUUUCCCAAAAUGAACCUCAGAAUAACAAUCCUACGUACCCCACCUGCACAAUGUCGCCCGCUGUUGAAGCUCUAAUUGGCGCCGCACUGCGUACGCUCCUCAAUAUCAACGGUCUUUCAACUGUAAGAGUCAUUUGGUUACGAGAUUUACAGCAUAACUGGGAUGACGCUGGGGAAUACCCAGUGGCUCUGAUGGAGGGCACUGGAAACUCCUUCGCCGGCGUGGCAUUUCAUUGCUAUGCUGGAGCUGUUUCUAACCAAGACUCCUUUCACAACUCCUUCCCAGCCAAGGAAAUCUAUUUCUCAGAGUGCGCCGGAACAAUAGGGUCUGAUUGGUGGAGUGAUAUCAAGGUGCCCCUAUUAGUUUCUCUUGCCGUUGUGUCUGAACAUGUUCUUUCAAGUGGUACAUGGAUAAUGUUUGGAUUGGGAGUCUCAAACAUAACGCGAAAUCCAUCCGUUCCCCAUCUUUUGCGUUCUAAAAGAUGGGCUAGCAACGUUGAACAGGGUUUGAGGUGGAAUAUCGCUGCCGAUGCCAACGGAAAUCCGAAGCUGCCUGGUACAAAUAGUUGCGGCGGUGCGGGGUGCCACCCUCUCGUCACAGUGAACGGCGACGGAAGCUACACUUUGGAUCAGGAGUGUGAUAUUGUCUCUUUUUUAUAUAUCCCAGACAAAAUCUAA
Messenger RNA from Laccaria bicolor S238N-H82, 831 nucleotides. RefSeq names its product glycoside hydrolase family 30 protein. The coding region runs from base 1 to 831 and encodes 276 amino acids. Gene Ontology annotation, biological process: glucosylceramide catabolic process. The transcript has 7 exons. Gene Ontology annotation, molecular function: glucosylceramidase activity. The record is from RefSeq and is a predicted model, not a curated record. Lineage: Eukaryota; Fungi; Basidiomycota; Agaricomycetes; Agaricales; Hydnangiaceae.